Messenger RNA from Elaeis guineensis (African oil palm), 1800 nucleotides. NCBI's taxonomy places the organism in Eukaryota, Viridiplantae, Streptophyta, Magnoliopsida, Arecales, Arecaceae. The record is from RefSeq and is a predicted model, not a curated record.
ACCGAGGCGACGGGAUUCGCACCCAACUCUCUCUCAGGCCGACGAAGCGUGCCCUAAAAGCGGAGAACUCUUCUCGUCGGCCAUCUCUCGAGCUCUCUCUCCCCCUUCCUUCCUCGAUCUCGCUUCUGAAGAAGGGGGGCAAAACCAUGUCCGGAUCGUACGGCUCCGGUGGAGUUAACGAUUCUGCCCCGCCACCCCGCGGUGGCGGAUACGGUAGAGGAGGCGGUGGGGGAUACGGUGGAAAUCCAUCGAAUCGAGGCGGCGGCGGUGGAUACGGCGGUGGUGUCGGUGGAUAUCAAGGCGGCGACCGCGGCAACCGGGGAGGCGGCGGGUACCGUGGUGGGGGUCGUGCCGGCGGCGGUGGCCGGGAAGGGGAUUGGCUUUGCCCGGACCCUAGUUGUGGGAAUCUGAACUUUGCUCGAAGAUCCGAGUGCAACAAAUGUGGUGCUACAAAACCUGGCGGCGGCGGCACUGGCGGUGGCAGCAGAGCUGGUGGUUAUAACAGGGGAGGAGGGGGAGGGGGUGGUCGUGGUGGUUAUAAUCGAAGUGGUGGAGAUUAUAGCAGAGGAGGGGGUGGUCGUGGUGGUUAUAGUGGAGGUGGCGGAGGUUAUGACGCGAACCGUGGUAGUAGGAGUGAUAAUUAUGGUGGAAGAGGUGGUUCUUACAGUAGUAGUCAAAGUAGAGAUGGAGAUGAUUCUGCUUAUACUCAUGUUUCCCAGCCACCUGCGGCUUCGUAUGGUGGUGGCCCUAUGGGAAGUUACCCACCUCCUACAAACUCCUAUGGAGGGAAUGAUGCUUAUGAUGCGGAGCCUGUUCCACCAACCUUUAACUAUGGUGGACCACCUUCUUAUCCCCCUUCGUAUGGCGCCCCACCUCCCAAUCCCUAUGGAGGUGAAGCCCCCAUUGGUCGCGGGGCUCCACCAGUUGAUUAUGAUGGUGGGCAUGCUAAUCGUCCAAUCCCUGGCCGUGAUGGUGGUGCUCCUCCCCGCUAUGGGGAUGGUGGUUAUGGUGGUGCUCCUCUUGAGCCCAAUGUUCCGCUUAAGCAGUGUGAUGAAAAUUGUGGGGAAGCUUGUGACAAUUCAAGGAUUUACAUCUCAAAUUUGCCUCCUGACGUGACUACAGAGGAGCUUAGGGAGCUUUUUGGAGGAAUUGGGCAGGUUGGAAGGAUCAAACAAAAGCGAGGCUACAAGGACCAGUGGCCAUGGAAUAUUAAAAUAUAUACCGAUGAAUCUGGAAACAACAAAGGAGAUGCUGUGCUAUCUUAUGAAGAUCCUUCUGCUGCACAUUCUGCAGGAGGAUUUUAUAACAAGGUGGGAGAGGUGGAUAUGCUGGUGGUGGAGAUAGGCGUCGAGACAAUUACCGUGAUGGUGGGGGUCCUGGACCUGAUAGGUACCAUCAUGGAGGACAGCGCUCCCGUCCAUACUGAAAAGACGUUAUAUGUACUGAAAAUGUCAUCUCAAAGCUGUUUCUAUUCAUAUUCACAUGAGAUGUACUCAAAAGGAGCAGUUGAAGAGGCAAGUGGAAAUAAUCUUCAAAUUGCUGUUAUGUUUUAAAAUUACAGCCGGGCAUGUGAAACAUUAGGCUUCUGCUUUUUAUUCAUGCCAAGGGCGCUCGUCUGUGCACCAAGUCUGAAAAGCAGUGUUUGUUGGCUGAAUGCUGUGCUAUCCUCAUUGCAUCAGGAUUUUUUUUCCCCUCUAGCUUUCUGUGGUUGUAUUCUUGAUUCCAUCCUUUUCUUUUAUUUGUUCGCCUAUCACUAGAUAUCAUCAAAAAGUAUGCUUAUUGCGAAAGUGGUUUUUAUGG